This is a messenger RNA of Tetranychus urticae (two-spotted spider mite), 1675 nucleotides long. RefSeq lists its product as uncharacterized. Gene Ontology annotation, molecular function: protein-membrane adaptor activity; phosphatidylinositol 3-kinase regulator activity. Gene Ontology annotation, biological process: cellular response to starvation; mitophagy; autophagosome membrane docking. Gene Ontology annotation, cellular component: extrinsic component of phagophore assembly site membrane; phosphatidylinositol 3-kinase complex, class III; extrinsic component of omegasome membrane. NCBI's taxonomy places the organism in Eukaryota, Metazoa, Arthropoda, Arachnida, Trombidiformes, Tetranychidae. The record is from RefSeq and is a predicted model, not a curated record.
UUUUCUUAUUAUCAUUUUUUUUGAAAAAAUCUCCAAAAUGAAAUAAACUGUAAAAUUAUCAGUGAUUACAAUCUACUUUUGUUUUAAUUUAUCUUACAAACAUUAAUAAACUAUUCAACUAAAUUGUUAUCAGAUCCGUGCAAUCGGAUUAUGUUAAAUCAUUUUAAUGGUAAUUCUUUAUAAAGCCAAUUCAAAAACAUCGAGCUUAUGUCUUCGCCAAAAGAGAUUGAUCUGAAAUGUCCCAUCUGUGAGAAAGAAAAAACAGCGUUCAUUUGUGUAAAAUGCAUUUGCAGUGGCGAUUUCGACAAAUCAACCAUGUUUUAUGGUCAUCGUUGUACAGCAGAUACAGCUAUCGCUUUUGAUGCUAAAGAUGCCACAAUCGUCAAAUGUACGAUGAAAGAUCAAAAGGCCUUCUCUAAGCUCCUGGAAGCUGAACAAACAAAACUAAAUGAACGCUUCGAAGAGUUGGUUGCUGAGUACAAAAAAUUGGAAGAGAUUGAAAGUUAUAUUGCUGAAUAUGAGUUUAAAAUUUCCAACAUUAAAAAUUUGAUCAAACUUCGCAAGUCGGAGGCAUCAUUAGCCGAGAAACGUUCCCGUUCAAUGGUCAAAGAUGAAGAAAAGCUACGUACCCGUAUUGAAUCAACCCCUAAUAUUACAAAAGACUUCCGUGAAAGAAUUAGUCGGGAUAAGAGCCGUUUAGCUGACUUUUAUGCUGAAAAUAAUGAAAUCGAGGCCGAAAUAAAAAAAAAGAAUAGGGAAAAUCUCUUGAAACUUAAAGAUCUAUUCCAUUUUGAAAGAAAAGAUCCACCAAUGUUAUAUAAUCAGGAUACUCAAACAAGCUCUUCUACUGAUUCGGAAACCGAUAUCAUUAAUGAUAGAUCCCGUUCUUCAGGAUAUUACACUAGAACGAGUCCUCAUCAUUACUGUAUUGUUGAAUCUUGGAUUCCCGGAGGCACUGGAGUUUUGGAUUAUUAUGAAUUUAUGGCACUGCGUAAACAACGUGAAAAGUUAAACAAGGAGUACGAGGAUUUGCAUUUAAAUGAUGACGAAAGUACUCGUGAUAAUCCUGCUUUUCGUAUUACUGCUGCUCUAUCAAAUAUAUCUCAACUCAUUUCCGUGGCCUCUGACAUUCUGGAUAUUCGAUUGCCGAAAAAACAAAAAUAUUUCGAUUUUUAUACAGCAUACGAUUGCUACAAGCCGAAAGAGCCCGAACUUUUCCCCUCAGAAAAUGAAUUAUUACAUAGAGCUGCCAAACUGAAUGCAAAUAUAAUAUAUCUUUGCCUUUCUCAAAACGUCCAUUUUGAUUUUUUGAAUCCAAGCUCGACGGGUAAAAAUUUAAACGCAUUUUUUGAUGCAAACAACAGUAACCUCGGCAGAACAGGACCCAUCUCAAUUCCUCAAGAUGUAAGUCAAGUUAUUGAAGACUGUUUGCUUCCCAACAAUAACCUGUACACGGAUUUUGAAGAUUUUGAAUUUAUUGAAGAAGGCGAUUGGGAAGCUGUACCGAGAUCUUCGGUAAUUAAUAUUCCUCACGAUAAUCAAAGUACUAUUAAUAGUGAAAGCAUCUUGACUAAUCUUGCGGAAACAUGGUACAACGCGGUAACAUCCUUUAUUAGAGGAUGAUGCGAUUUCAUCUUAAUAAUAAUCAAUAAAAAUGAUUUUUCAGAUAAUAUAA